This is a messenger RNA of Spea bombifrons (plains spadefoot toad), 1508 nucleotides long. It is a transcript of the gene LRRC34, whose product is annotated as leucine rich repeat containing 34. Bases 1 to 1227 code for a protein of 408 amino acids. Gene Ontology annotation, molecular function: protein binding. The record is from RefSeq and is a predicted model, not a curated record. Lineage: Eukaryota; Metazoa; Chordata; Amphibia; Anura; Pelobatidae. The transcript is spliced from 10 exons.
AUGUCACUAAACCUGAAGCAGCAGUACCUGGAGGCUUGCACUGAGUAUAACCAUCCAGUAAACGCAUUCAUAGCCGAAAUGUUCCUACAAGUACAACUUUCUGAACAGCAUGCCAUCACUUUAAAGAUCUGUGGAAAUAACCGUCUGGUCAAAGUGGAAAGAGUUACUGAUGAAGAUUUCCUUGUUGUUUCUAAAGUUUUAUCUCAAAACAGUUUUAUAAAAGAUCUUGACCUUAGAUAUAACAAUUUAACAGAUAAUGGGGCAAUCCAUAUUGCAAACUUUCUUAAGGACAAAUCAUCUUUACUUAGUUUAAAUCUAAUGGGAAAUGACAUUGGUACAGAAGGUGCAAGACAUAUUGCAAGAGCCCUACAUAAUAAUGAAACUCUCAAAAGCCUGCGGAUGACUGGUAAUAAAAUUGGAAACAAAGGAGGAAUGUUCUUUGCUUCUAUGCUGCAAAUUAAUUCAGCACUGGAAGAGGUGGAUCUUGGUGACUGCGACUUGGGUAUAGAAAGUCUGAUAGCAUUUUCAACUGUGCUGUUGCACAACAGAUCUGUGAAAUCAAUCAAUCUAAAUCGUCCUUUAUUUUACGCCUUACAGGAGGACACUACAAUUCAUAUCGCUAAGAUGUUGAAAGUCAACAACACUCUUCGGGAACUCCAUCUAAGUAAACACGAGAUGACAGAUUUUGGGGUUCAACGUCUUUGCGAAGCAUUGCAUGAAAACUCCACUUUGAAGUAUCUUGAUCUCAGCUGCAAUAAAAUAACUCGUGAUGGAGUUGCGUGUUUGGCAGAAUUGCUGAAAACAAACACAACGUUGGAAAUCUUAGACCUUACGUCGAACAGGAUGGAAGACGACGGAGCAAUCUAUCUCGGGGAAGCCCUUCGAUUGCACAACAGACACCUUAAAGCAUUAUCAAUAGUAAGCAACAACAUCACAGGAAAAGGAAUUAAAGCCUUGGCAGCUUCGAUUAAAGCAAACGAGAGCCUACAAUACAUCUACGUUUGGGGGAAUAAACUGGACGAGGAAGCAUGUGUGGCAUUUUCAGACCUCCUUUACACUGGUCGCCUAAGCCCUUCCUCCACAGAUGUGCGGCCAUAUGUAGUAGACGGACAUAUCUAUCUUGCAGAGCUUUUUCAUGGACUCAAGAAGCAUUAUUACUGGACACCAAGCUUUGGGCCUGACAAUAACACAGUUUGUAAUUCUGCUCCUACAUUAUCAAUGUACUAAAUUUACCUAAGAAGCUGACAUUUGAUAGAUAUCAAGUAGUGUUUCUUUAGGAUAAAAACUGUAUUACUUAAAUCAAAUAAAUUAUUUUGAAAAUAUAUUUUUCAUUCCAGUGCUUCCAAUAUAAAUACAGGGUUAUUAUGUCUCUUGUCAUCAAAAGCGCAAUCCAUCACUGGCAAAAGUAAGUAACAGCUUGUCUUUAACACGGACGGAAGAUUCAAUGCUGUUUUAAAGGAACUGUCAUUCAUUUAGCGACAACCACAGUUGAAGAUAUAUAUACAGAG